CAUACGAGUAUGGCUGCCGACACCCGUGAUAUUCGUACUGCACCGACAGGCGUCCUCAGCAACUCUGAACGUCAGCUGUGGCUCACCGCGACCGCGGAACCGCCCGGGCCGUUGAUUCGCCUGCUGGUGCCUGUGCCAGCCUGCAGCGAGCCGCUCGACGACGGGAGCGGGACGCAGGAGCCAGAAUAUGAUGAAGACGAAGAGGGCGCUGCAGCCCGGCGGUCCUUGCGUCUGCUGGCCCACUCCCAAACUGGAGCAUGUGGCGGUGGUGGUGAGCGGGAAGGCGAACGCAGCUGCAGGCUACAAGGCGCUCGCGGUCAACGCGGGCCGGCUGGGCUACCGGGUCGGCGACGUCAAGUCAACGGUGCUGGUCGCGCCUAUGGGCUGGCCGGAGCUGCAGGCAACUGCGGGGGCAGGCGUGGGAGCGGCGCUGAGGGCGGCGGGCUGGCACUGCCUGGUAGAUGGCGGCAGCAGCAAUGUCGGCUGCAGCAGCAGCGGCAGUGUGUGGAUGCGCUGUGACUUCCUGCACGCUGCCGCCGGCCGCCGCCACACGGCCCCCGCUCUGGCGCUUACGACACUGCCUGCAGCCGCCACAGCCGCCGUCGGCACGCUGGCACUGGGCAUACGCGGCGCGGGCGUGUACCGCUUCCAGCGCAUCUCCCUGCUACAGCCGCCACAGCCGCCGCCGGGUCAGGCCCCGGCACCGGCCCCGGGCGAGGCGCCUGCAACAGCGGAGGCGUGUGUUACGUCCAUGGCAGGCACGGGCGCGGCAGCGGGUGCGGGUGCAAGUGCGGGCGCGGCGGCGGAGGCGGAGCAGCAGAAGCAGGAGGCGGCGGCUGAGGACGCGGCCCUGGCGGCGCUCUUUGCGGACCGGGCGGCUCUGCGGCGCGCGGUGUCACGACUGGCUGAGACCCGUGUCCUGGUGGUGGGACCCGGAGUGCCCGCCUACCUGCUAGCCGCCCGGCCGCUGCCCGCCUCCGCCGCCGCCCGCGCCGCGCUAGCGGCUGGCUGGCUGGGGGCCUACGGGCUAGUCUUGCCGCCGCGUCUGGGCGGCUGGCUAGCCGAGGUGGCAGCCAGCCCCGAGGCCGAGCCUGAACAGGCGCGCACCGUGCCGGGCUGCUGCCUGUGGCUGGCGCCCGCGUCCUUUACUGCCGUGGCGGCGGCGGGGGCUGCGGGUGGUGGCGGAGGAGGGGGAGGAGGCGGAGGAGGAGGAGGAGGGGGAGGAGGAGCAGGAGGAGGAGGAGGAGGGGGAGGGGGAGGCGGCGGAGUGGAGUUUGGCGGCCUGGCGCGGGUGCCCGCGGCCCAGGGCGGCAUGAGCGAGGCAGAGGUGGUGGAGCUGUUGGCUCGGGACCUGGCCGCCGGCUCCGCCGCACCGGCCGCCGCCAGCGGCUGCCCGUUCUGGGGCCCCGCCGGCCUCGUGUCCCACGGGUCGGCGGCGCCGCCAGGGGCCGAGGCGGCGCUGGCCAAAAGGCUGCAGCAGGCCGCUGCCGCUACUGCCGCUACUGCCGCUGCGGCUACUGCUGCUAGUGCGGCCGCUACCGCCAUUGGAGGCGCCGCAGGAGGCGGAAGUGACAGGGGUGUCAGCAGCCCGGCAGCGACGUUGGCAACGCCAGGCGGCGGCGGCGGCGGUGGCGGUUGGACGACGGCCGCGGCGGCGCUGGCGUCAGGCAAGCAUCCGACUCAGACGCAGGACGGCGGCGGCGGCGCAGCAGCAGCAGCCACCGCGGGACAGAACACCGGAUGGACGGCGGCGGCGGCGGUGGCGGCUGGCGGCAGCUUUGCCGCGCCGCCGCAGCUGCCGCCGGCUGCCGUGACGCUUCGGCGCGUUACGCUGCUGGAGCCCGGAAGCGGUGGUGGCGGUGGCGGCGCCGGCUUUGGCGCCGGCUUUGGCGGCGGCUUUGGCGGCUGGGGCAUAGGCGGCGGCAGCGACGGUCACGGCGGUGAUGAGGAGGGGGCGGCCUUCGAGGGCAAUGCCGCGGUGCGGGAGGCGAUGCUGGCGCGCAGCAGCGACGAGGCGCUGCAGGCGGCGGCGGCGGCGCGGGCGGAGCAGCGGGAGCGGGAGCGCGGGCUGUGGGCAAAGCACCAGGCAUUUCGGGCGACGCAGCUGGAGGCGGAGGCCGCGGAGUGCGGCGGCGGGGGCGCGCCAGGACCGCAGCUGGCGCGGCAGCACGGUCUGGUCGCCACAGUUCCCGUCCCUGCGCCGGGUGCGGCGGCCGGCACGGGGGCAGCAGCGGCUGGCACGGGGGCGGCGGCGGCAGCGGGCGGGACAGCGCGGCUGCCGCUGCGCGCGCCCACGUUUGGCAGCGGCUUCGCCAGCAGGGCUGGCGCCGGCCGCGGCAUUGCGGGGCUCGCCGCAUCUCGACCGGCGCUCAAGGCGGGAGGAGGAGGUGUUGCGAGCGUGGUGCGAGGAGGAGGGAAGGGAGGUGGCAAGGCGCCUGCCAUUGGGGGCGCUGCGGCGAAGCCGGCUGGAGCCAAGCCGGCUGCCAAGCCCAAGGUGCCAAAGGCAGCAGCCGCAGCUGCAGCCGCAGCCGCGACAGCGGGUGCAGGAGUUGAAGCCGCGAGCGGGGAAGCGGUUGCGGGGGUGGAGGCGGGCGGCACGACUGCCACCGCGCCGGCAGCGCCGGCUGUCGCAAAAAAACGACCCGUAAAGACCGCUGCAGCAACCGCAGCUGCGGCCGUAGCUGGCGAAGGGGUCGACGGCGGCGCCGCGCCCCCUCCCAAGAAGAAGCCCAAAACCGCCGCUGCCGCGAAGGCGGCGGCGGUGGCAACCGCGGCUGCUGCAGCGGCCGCAGGCGCGGUGGCAGCCGAGGGCGAUGUGCCGCUCACCGCUGGGCCGGGUGCGGCGGGAGAGGCAGCGGGGGCGGCGGCGGCGGCUGGAGUGGCAGCGGCAGCGGCAUCCGCUUCGACAGCGGCGGCGGCGGCGGUAGCGCCGGCCAAGAAAUCAUUGGCGUCCAAGGCGGCGGCAGGUGCCAAGGUGAUGAAGCGGGCGGCGGCAGCGGCGGCUCCCGCCCCCGCAGCAACCACCGCGGAAGGAGUUGAUGGAGAUGGAGUGCCUCCGGCGGGAGGGGAAGACGGUGCAGCGACAACAGCAGCGGCUGCUGCUGCUACUGCCACUGCUGCUACUGCUGCUACAGCGGCUGCGGCUGCGGCUCGCAAGCGCACCAAGGCAUCCGACCUGGAUGCGUCAGCAGUGGAGGCCAAGGUGGCGGCGGCGGUGGCGGCAGGGCGGCUGAGCGGCCUGACCCUCCCGGAGCUGCAGGUUGCCCUCAAGGCGCGCAAGGCGCCGGUCAGCGGCAAGAAGGCCGAUCUGGAGGCGCGGCUGGCGGGGCUGCUGGGUUUGGCAGUAGCAGUGGCAGUGGCAGCAGCAGCAGCACCGGGGCCGGCGCAAGCGGCGGCAGUAGCAGGAACAGAUGCAUAGACGUGCGGAGGAGGGCUGGAGGCGGCGGCGGCGGCAGUAGCAGGGGCGGAUGGAAGGAUUGUGUAUGGGGCGGGCGCUCGUGGGUGGGUGGGUGGGACUUCGCGGGGAGGGAGGGUGCGCGGGCGAAGGCGAGAAGGGCGGGAGAGGCUUGCAGGGCAGACUUGAGGGGUGCGUGCUGUGCGAUCGGCGGUAUGCCGCAUGGCUGUCAUGCUUCAUUUAUGCAUCAUGCAUGCACACAGUGCAUUUUUGGGCUGAGCCCCCCGAGCGAAGCGAUCCAGGGGGGGGGCGAAGCCCCCCAGGAUUGCCCCUGUCCGUGCGUGCGUGCGUGCGUGCGUGCGUGCGUGCGUUGACAAAAAGUGCCAUACUGGCACAAACCGCGAGUGCCACGUAUUAUUAAUUGCAAUUACCUAUUGUAGAAAAAUAGACGGCAGGGAAAACUCGGCCGGAGCGAGAAGCGACCUCGUGAGUCCAUGGACAUCUUGACUUUCUUCAGUUCGCGAGUAUAGCUCUCGGCCCCUAAAUAUCUUACAUCCAUGUAUCAAAACAUGUCGACGACAAGCGUCUUGGGGCAAGAAUGUCGAAAUUGUUUGCAACAGCCAAACCAUGCGUCCCCGAGCCUUACAUGUGUCGCGGCCCGGGAUCCCGCGCCCGAGCCCGGCUAGCCGUUUGCGGUGCUUGAGUGGGAUGUGGGUGAGGUGCAUUUGGGAUAUCAUGGACCGUGAAGUGGCGUGGGUAAGGUGGCGUGGCGUGGCGGGGACAGGGCAUGUCGGUGCCUCGGCACGGCGUUGGCAUAGUGGCCAGUCCCGCUGGA
Chlamydomonas reinhardtii is the source of this 4229-nucleotide messenger RNA. RefSeq lists its product as uncharacterized. The record is from RefSeq and is a predicted model, not a curated record. Lineage: Eukaryota; Viridiplantae; Chlorophyta; Chlorophyceae; Chlamydomonadales; Chlamydomonadaceae. The transcript has 11 exons. Bases 188 to 3418 code for a protein of 1076 amino acids.